Molecule: messenger RNA, 2398 nt
Organism: Spodoptera frugiperda (fall armyworm)
Lineage: Eukaryota; Metazoa; Arthropoda; Insecta; Lepidoptera; Noctuidae
Exons: 3
Coding region: 142-1308 (388 amino acids)
Source: RefSeq, a predicted model, not a curated record
UCAGUUCAUUCGUUCUUAUGUUCUCAUCAUUCAUUUUUCUUUCAUGUCUAAAUGCUAACCUAUUCGUGUUUUGUAUAGAAUUCAUUGAAAUAAAUAUUUUUUGCAACCUGAGAAUACGUUUUUCUAAUAAAGGUGUAAGCAAUGGCGGACACAGUGAAUAUGUCUUUAGAUGAAAUUAUAAAACAGAAUAGAACAAGUAGAUCACGAGGAAGAGGUGGCGGUGGCGGCGGGAAUGUUCGUGGUCGUGGCGGUGGUAGAGGCAGAGGCGGCAGAGGUCGUGGGCGAGGAGCGGUUGCGCGAGCUAGGUCACAAACUAGAUCGAAUACGCCAGCCGGAGCUAGACGUGGACGUUCCCGUUCUCGCGGUCCCGGUGGCGUUAGGUCGCAAUCACGAUCCCGUUCUCAAUCACGCAACCGCUCUCGCUCCCGACAGCGUCGUUCAAACUCCCGCGCCAGGUCUGCAUCAAGAUCUCGCUCUCAACUGAGAGGUCUGACUCCUAAGGGUCGAGCGGGAUUAGAAGAACAGUCAGUCAUGCCUCAACUUGUAAGGGGCAAUCGCAUGAACAGAGGAGGCAUACGAGGAAGACUAUCACGUGCAAAUUCGAACCCCAAUCUUCAAAGCAAUGUUCAUAGCAGACUUGGUGUUACAACACGGCGAGGAAUGAAUAAUAUUCGGCGACCCCUUGCUGUAGCCAAGAGGGGAAUAUCAAAACGUGGAAGAGGUUUGAGUACUGCUAACAGAUAUAGUGCAGUGGGCUUGAGAUCAGAUCAAAUUUUAAAAGAGAGACAAAAUAUGCUACUUCGAAACAAUAUUAUAAAAUCUCAAACUUUCACACGUUCCCGGAAUAAUUCAUUCAGUUCACCUUCCCAACUGACUGUAAGUGUUGCUAAUGAUUUUGCCAAAAAGCGUCGUAACAGUGUUGGCAAUGCAGGCUAUUUAAAUAAACAGAGUUUAGCACAGUUAAAUAAUCAGUUCGGUGGCUACAACACAAGGAGAGGUCCUGGCAGUGUUAAAUCUAUGGGUUCCAAUAGAUCAAACAGGUCUAACAGGUCCAAUCGUUCUAACAGAUCAAACACUAGUAGAGGUUCUAACCGCUCACGAGGCAGAGGCCGUGGUGGGAACCGUGGUGUUGGAAGAAAGUUUGUGAAUAAACAAGUCCUAAAUGCUAAACUACAAAAAGAGAUAGCUGUUAUCCAAGGUAAAACAUAUGGUAGCGCUGCAAAUAGUGAGGCUCCAACUGGUAUCAAUUUCUCUCCAACACCAGCUGCCACAGGACAGUCACUACAUCAGAGAUUUGCUAGUUCAUAAAAUAGUUAAUAUAAAUUGUGAUUUUUAUCAUUAAGCUAAGUUGAAUUAAAAAAACUAAAUACUUUCUAACUUAAGCUGACAAGAAACUCGAUACCUCUAGAAAAUGGUUUUGUUAAAAAGUCCUGGGUAAACAGUUUAUCUUAAAAAUACUUUCAUUUACUGCAUUGAGUAUAGCUGAAAUGUCAGCAGGCUUAUUUUGCUACAUUGCCAUAAUUAUGGAUAUACUGAAAAAAAAAGGUGUUUUUCAUUGUAUGUUUAUAUUUUAAGAAAUAACAAAGGAGAAUGAGCACAGCUAAGAAAAUAUUUGUGUUAUUCAGAUUGCAAGUAUGUCUACCUCUCGAUAAAAUUAGGUGUAAUAUAAAAAUGAGAAUUUCCAUGCCAAAUUCCAUUUCUAUUUUUAUCAAAAUGUUUCCUAGAACCUGAGUCAUUGAAAGUAAAUUAUUAUCUAAGAGAUAGUCAUAAUGUUAAAAGAUCUUACAUAAAGAUCUCACAUAAAUUGUGUCCAAGGUGAUUUUAUUUGCAAUAUACCUUUUAUCUCUCUCAUAUAUUUAUCAAAAUUCCAGUUUUACCAAAAAAUAUUGAAUAUGAUAACUAAGACUGGGCAUUCAGGGAUAAUACAUUGUAGUAUAUAAUGUGCAUAUAAUUGCAGUUAGUGAGAGCAUUUUAUAGCAAUUGACAUUGCCUUCUCAUUCACACUACCUUCUUGGUUUGUCACCUGGGAACUUUACCUAUGUAGCAGUAGGUAUUUGUGCAGUUCUUGUUUUAUUGUAGCUUUUAAAAUUUAAUAUUAUUGUCAACUAAAUGCAAUAAACAGCUGCCUAUAAAAUAAGUAGAAAUAAAGUUUAUUGAAUAUGACAGGUUGCAAGUAUUAUAAGAUCUUUGUCUAUUUUCUAAUUUACUAGUUGUAAGAAUGUUUAUGUCAUUUAAGUACAUUUUCAGAUUAUUUUAUGACAUGUCAAAGUUAGUUUUAGUUUCCAAUUUUGUUUGACUAAUUUUUUUUUAUUUUUGUGGUUGCUAAAGCUGAUUCUACGUAUACUGCGGUAUUUUUGUUAUACAGAGAAGUAAGAAAAUAAAAUAUUUGAUUCAUAAA